This is a messenger RNA of Fusarium mangiferae, 1455 nucleotides long. RefSeq lists its product as uncharacterized. The record is from RefSeq and is a predicted model, not a curated record. NCBI's taxonomy places the organism in Eukaryota, Fungi, Ascomycota, Sordariomycetes, Hypocreales, Nectriaceae. The coding region runs from base 1 to 1455 and encodes 484 amino acids. Gene Ontology annotation, molecular function: aldehyde dehydrogenase (NAD+) activity. The transcript is spliced from 5 exons.
AUGGCCACCAACGGAACCAAGUCUCAACCUAUUAGCCUUAAGGAUAACUAUGUCCAGAUCAUCGAUGGAAAAAGUGCCCCUACCCAAAAGAGCCACCAAGGCAUAAACCCAGCAACUCUUGAGAAGAAGCCCCCAGUCCCUGUCGCCACCCAGGAUGAUUUGAACCGAGCCGUUGACGCUGCUAGGAAGGCCUACAAGUCUUGGUCAAAGGUUCCUUGGGAGGAACGAAAGCAGAAGCUGUUUGCUUGGGCUGAUGCCAUUGAGGCUCAGAAGAAGGAGUUCGCCGACCUACUUGUCUCUGAGCAAGGCAAACCUAUUGCUCAAGCUUCUGGCGAGGCUGAGGCUGCAAUUGCCUGGGUCAGAGGUCAAGCUAGCAUUGAUCUCCCCGAAGAAGUCGUCGAGGAUAGCGAGAGCCGCAAGAUCAUCACCAGAUACACUCCUCUCGGUGUAGCAGCUGCUAUCGUUCCAUGGAACUUCCCCCUCAUGCUGGCAGCCGCAAAGAUUGCACCCGCUCUUGUCACAGGAAAUGUGAUCAUCGUAAAGCCAUCGCCCUUUACACCCUAUUGUGGCCUGAAGCUGGUUGAGCUGGCGCAGCAGUUCUUCCCCCCGGGUGUUGUCCAAUCACUCAGUGGUGAUGAUAACCUUGGCCCUUGGAUUACCAGCCAUGAGGGUAUUGAUAAGAUCAGCUUUACGGGUUCGACUAAUACUGGAAAGUUGGUGAUGCAGAGUGCGGCCAAGACACUUAAGCGUGUUACUCUUGAGCUUGGUGGCAACGAUGCUGCUGUUGUGUUCCCUGAUGUGGAUAUCGAAAGCGUAGCUGAAAAGGUCUCUACGCUUGCAUUCAUGAACUCAGGCCAAAUUUGCCUCAACGUCAAGCGAAUCUAUGUCCACGAAUCCAUCUACGAGAAGUUCCGCGACGCCGUAGUGAAGCACGUCAAGAACUACAAGCUCGGCGACGGUUCGUCCGAAGGAACCAGCCACGGUCCUGUCCAGAACGAAAUGCAGUACAACAGAGUAAAGACAUUCUUCGAAGACAUCGAGAAGCAAGGCUGGAAGGUCGCUACGGGUGGCAAGUUUGAUCCUGCGCCUAAGGAUGGGUAUUACAUCCAGCCCACUGUGAUCGAUAACCCUCCCGAGAACUCAAGAAUUGUGGUUGAGGAGCCUUUUGGCCCUAUCCUCCCCAUCCUUUCAUGGAAGGACGAAGAUGAAGUUAUCGAGCGCGCCAACGAUACCAAGCUUGGUCUUGGAGCCUCCGUCUGGUCUGCGAACAUUGAAACAGCAGAGCGAGUGGCUAAGCAACUUGAGGCAGGAACUGUCUGGGUCAACAACCAUUUUGAUAUCACUCCCAUGGCUCCCUUCGGUGGUCACAAGCAGUCUGGAAUCGGUGCUGAGUGGGGUAUCAACGGACUCAAGGGUUUCUGUAAUGUGCAGAGUCUCUUCGUGAGCAAACUUUAG